AUGCGUGGGAUCUCCUCCUCCAGUUCUAUUUAUCGACUCAAUGCUGCGCUCAAUUUGAUCACUUUCGCUUGUUGUCGUGGCUAUUGUCUGUACCGGGUCACAUAUGGAAUAUAUGUGGAAUCGGACAAACUAUCCACCUUUUAUCUGACCAUUUUGUGCAUCAGUAUGCUCAUCAUGAACUUGAUAAAUCCGAUGUUGUUUUGGAUUUUGUUACGGAAUGAUUUCCUUCGUGUGCCCACCUCGUCCACUCGGGUGUCUCAUACCACGUCUGGCAAGGUUCAGCGUGCAGUCUUCCCUCCAUCUAGCAUGGGUCGAUCCGGUGGUUCUGUAACCUUCGAGCAGCUUCAUGACAAAUCUGCAGGAAACGGCAUGGUUCUGUCGGAGGUUGGAUUCACUUAA
This is a messenger RNA of Dicrocoelium dendriticum, 399 nucleotides long. Lineage: Eukaryota; Metazoa; Platyhelminthes; Trematoda; Plagiorchiida; Dicrocoeliidae. The record is from the annotation of a GenBank genome assembly.